Molecule: messenger RNA, 700 nt
Organism: Diospyros lotus (date-plum)
Lineage: Eukaryota; Viridiplantae; Streptophyta; Magnoliopsida; Ericales; Ebenaceae
Product: embryo-specific protein ATS3A-like
Exons: 2
Coding region: 42-590 (182 amino acids)
Molecular function (GO): protein binding
Source: RefSeq, a predicted model, not a curated record
UUUUAAGAUGAAGCUGGUUUGAGCUUUUGCUAUCAACAAGGAUGACUGAGUAUAAAGGUUCAUCUUCACUCCGUGUUCUAUUACUUGUCUUUGCUUUCAUUGUUGCCGGAGGUGAAGCUCUCCCGCCAACACAGAAGGAAAAUUGCACAUAUGUGGUAACAAUAGAGACGACAUGCAUCGAAGGCGCCGAGACAUCAAACAGAAUCAGCUUGAGAUUUGGCGACACAAAGUCAAAUGACAUCACAGUGAAACGCCUCAAUUCAAAGCACGUUAGAUGGGUUGACCCAUUGGCGCCGGACGUUCUUGACGACGUGCCAAGAAAGCCAUUUCAGGCUUGCAUGGUGGACCGGUUCCAGGUUAUCGACCAAUGUGUGGAGUCACCCAUAUGCUACCUGUACUUGAAACUUGUCGGAGAUGAUGAUUGGCGGCCAGGUUUCGCUCAAGUUCAGGUGGAGGAUGGAUCCCAUCUCAGCUCACGAUAUUUUUACUUUUGCCGGUAUUUGCCUCGACGCGUGUGGCAUGGUUCUAACAUGUGUGAAAGGGUGAUUACUCCUUUUGGGUUCAGGUGGAGGAAGGUAUUGUCGCCAUAGGCAAAGUUUGUUGUAUUUUUCAUUUUGGUAUAAAUUAUGUGAUCAUCUACUUAAAAUUGUAUACUAAUUACUCAUGUAUUUUAAAUAAUAAAAUCUCAAUAAGACUACUU